This is a messenger RNA of Asparagus officinalis (garden asparagus), 1017 nucleotides long. RefSeq names its product protein Mpv17. The coding region runs from base 116 to 784 and encodes 222 amino acids. The record is from RefSeq and is a predicted model, not a curated record. NCBI's taxonomy places the organism in Eukaryota, Viridiplantae, Streptophyta, Magnoliopsida, Asparagales, Asparagaceae. Gene Ontology annotation, cellular component: cytoplasm; membrane. The transcript has 3 exons.
AAACCGCAAUGGCGUGCUCAGCUAUUUUUUAUUUUCUCCCCAUAAAAAUUGAAUACGGAGAAACUUUUUGACUAGAGAACUUUCUUCUUCUUCUUCCUCAGUUGGCGAAAAACAAAUGCUGAAGCUAUGGAGAUGGUAUCAGCACUGCUUGGCUGUUCAUCCCGUGAAGACCCAAGUCGUCAGCUCUGGCUUUCUUUGGGGGCUCGGAGACAUUGGAGCUCAGGCCAUCACUCACCGUUCAAUUACUUUGAAUACCCAAAACCCAUUAUUUUCUGCCCAGGGGAGUAAAGAAGAGUUCAAAAUCAAUUGGCAAAGGGUGGCUACAACAAGUAUGUUUGGGUUUGCAUUUGUUGGACCAGUUGGCCACUAUUGGUACGAAUACUUAGACCGCUUCAUCAGACUUCGUCUUCAGCUGCAACCAAAAACGUUCAAGUUCGUCGCCACCAAAGUCGCUACUGAUGGAUUCAUUUUCGGCCCUUUAGAUCUUCUAAUAUUUUUCUCAUACAUGGGAUUUGCAUCUGGGAAGAACACCGACCAAGUUAAGACAGACGUAAAGAGAGAUUUUCUUCCUAGCCUUCUUGUCGGAGGAACAGUUUGGCCAAUUGUUCAGAUUGCAAAUUUCCGAUAUGUGCCAGUGAGGUAUCAGCUUCUUUAUGUGAACUUGUUUUGCUUGUUGGACAGCUCAUUCUUGUCUUGGAUUGAGCAACAAGGGGAUGCUUCUUGGAAACGCUGGUUUACUUCUGCUGCUCAUCAUUCUGUGGAAGAUCACAAACGUGGAUCUUGAUUAUUUCUAUAAUUUUUUUCCUUUUCCCAAUUAGCCAUCUGAGUUUUUUUUGAUCAAAUGCAAGUUGGAUGAUGUAUUUUUGUCACUGCUUCUGUGGAGACGGGUGAUUCCAGUUUUGCUUUCUGAUGUACCUGAAAAAUUCAAUGAGUUACGUGCACUUGCAUGUUAUAAAAUUCGAUGGAAUACAGGAAGUUAUAUUUCUAUCUAAUGUUUGAAUGAUUAACUAGAGUUAU